Messenger RNA from Pelmatolapia mariae (spotted tilapia), 1641 nucleotides. RefSeq lists its product as uncharacterized. The transcript has 2 exons. The record is from RefSeq and is a predicted model, not a curated record. Lineage: Eukaryota; Metazoa; Chordata; Actinopteri; Cichliformes; Cichlidae. Bases 206 to 1057 code for a protein of 283 amino acids.
UGGUUCAGGAAGUUAAGUGGUUGCGCGCUGGAGCGCGCACCGUGGACGCGGAGAAUGUGCGCCUCAGCAGUCUGUGCAGGGCUCAGCUCCUCUCUGCUGUGCGCACUUCGAGCGGUUUAACAAGCAGUCUCCUCCACGAGCGGGAUCAUCAGCAACUUUAUAUAUAUAUAGGCCUGCUGCAACGCCAAAAGUACAAAGGCUCAUUAUGGGAAACAGGCUCAGCAGAAGGCGAGAAACCCCAGCCAGCACCCAUGAAACUGUGGCUGCUGAAGAGAAGACCACAAAGGAGCCAGGAAACGACUCUGCAGUUACACAGACUCACGAAGCCGCCAAAACAGAGGAUCUAGAUGUGGUGGUGGGAGAGCCAGUGACACCAGUGGUGUGUUUACCCAAUGAAGAAUGUGUCGCGGAGUUUAAAGAAGCAGAGGCUUCCAGUGCCUCAGCCCCGAAAAAUGAUACAGAACCAGCACCUGUGGUAAAGGAAGCCCCAGUCCAACCUGAACCUCAGGUCUCAGCCAGCACACCUUCAGAACCAGCUGCUGAAGCCGAGCUUGCUCCUGACUCCGAACCAGACAUUGAGAUAGUCCAGCCCAUCUCAGAGCCAGCACCAGCCUCAGUGGAGCAUCUGGAGCAGCAGCCGGAUCAACUAACACAAGAGUCUCUCCAUGAACCGGUUCUUUCUUCGCCCCCUUUGACCGACUCUGGUCCCCCUGAUUUCGCGCCCUCCCAAGAUCCCAUCCCUGUCCCAGUCAAUCCAGACGAGCCAUCAGACCUCCCAUCAGGUGAGGAACGCCAAGAUGGUGAUGAGGCUGCUGACAAUUCCACGCUUGAGCCAGAGAAGCCAGCAGAAGCACAUCUGGAAAAGCCGAUGGAGGUGGAGGCUGAAGAGAGUUUGGAGAAGCUUGGAAGUGAUGUCAACGAGGAAAGCGUUAGUGAAACCCCAAAGAACUCGGAGCUGAGAGGAAAUGACCUUGUCAGUGACCUCAUUCCAAGAGAUGUCAAUUUCCCUGAUGACACUCCCAUCACAGACAUGAGCACAUCUACUGAGCUGAUGUGAAUCCAUCAGAGGAUUCAUGAAGGAAGUGAAACCCUCUAAAUCUAAAUUGUGAAUGGAUCUAAAAACAGUGGUUUGUCUCACCCUAAGUGCCCACAUUAAUGCUAAUAGAGCCUUUUUUUUAAUGUUAAAUGAACCAAAGGUGCCAAAAAGCAGUGUGUGUGUACAUGUGUGUGUUGUGAUGGAAAGAAGAGUGACCUAGAAUACUUCAUUAUUAGACAGAGAUCUUCAUCUGUGAAGAUCCAGGCAGAAAUUAAAUGUGUCUUGUAUAUAUUUGAGCAGUUUUCUUUUUUGUUUUAAAAAAAAUUGGCAACAAAAAGAAAAAUGAAAAGAAGGUUAAUGAAAUAAAUGUAAAGGACAAAGAAUGCAACUUCAGCUGGAAACGGCAUAUGCAUUCCACAACUGGUUACAAGUAUCUACUACACAUUUAUGAAUUAACAUAGUAAUACAUGGCAUUUUCAAUAAUCCACUAAUCAGAAUGAUUGUCAUCUUAUGUAAUUUUAAAUAAAAUAAAUGAAUUUUCAAUUUCAAGUAGUUGCCUUUGAAAAUAAACUGGCAUUUACACAUCACAAUCUUGCUCCCUGUUU